AUGACGAUCCGAACAGACUCUGAUCUUUCCAAACCGUUUUACAAAGUCACUGAACUGGUCCUAAAAAGUAACAAAGAAAAUAAGAAGAAGUUGGAGAUGAAACUCUUCGAUUCUGAAGGAAAAUUGAAUUUGAAGAUGAUCUGGAGUCAAAGAAAGGCCAAGAAGUUGGCCAAAAAUGAGAAACUGACUCAAAUCGAAAAGGAAAAUGUGCCAAUAAUUGAAUUAAGCCAAGAAAGCAUAGUUAAAUUACCAGUGGUGACCAGAAAAACGACUCUUGAAGACGUUGAAGUCUCAUCAACAAGUUCGGUAGAGUCCAUCGAUGAUCUGAGCUCUUGGUUGAUGAAAACGAACAGCCAGAUCAUCGAUGACGACGAACUGGAUGACCUGUCAUCCAUCGCUUCCUCCAGCGGCACCUUCAAAGACAGUCUCCUGGCUUGGCGAACCCGCGCCGCCGUUGCUAAUCUCGUUCACGCUUUCCAGGCCAUCGCUCAAGCAGCCACCAUCGCGUCGAUGGACGCUUCGAACGCCUCGAUGAAGGACAAUUGGGACGAUGAAGAGGGAUAUUACAGUAGGUUUUUUUGGACAUUAUUUAUGGUGAAGAUAAAGUUUAAAAUGAAGGUUGGCUAAGAUAAUGUUGAUUACUUGCAGGAGUACGAGUUGGCGAGGUGAUCGACAAUCGUUAUCGUGUUUAUGGCUACACUGGCUCCGGAGUUUUUGGAAAUGUGGUCAGAGCGACGGAUAUUCGAAAGAAGGACCGAAAAGUGGCCAUUAAAAUCAUCAGAAACAACGAAAUCAUGUAAGUUGAAGGUGGAGGAGAAUGAUAUGAGUAGUUUAUCUAAUUGGAGGCCUAGAAAUUUUGCAUUAGACUUGCGGAAAAUUAAUUAUAUUUUUAAUUUUACUCCUUGAUAUUAACCUAAUAAAUGGCUUACUUUUCCUGAUAAUGUUCCAAAUUUUUCAGGCGAAAAACGGGAAUGAGGGAACUGGAGACCCUCCGAAAACUGAACGAAACCGAUCGAGAAGACAAAUUCCAUUGUCUCCGGCUAUACCGAUCCUUUAAUCAUCACAAUCACAUUUGCUUGGUAUUCGAAAGUUUAAGGUGAGAUUUUACUGCGGCUUUUGGAUCAAACAGGUCUUGGAGAUGACUUUGUUAGGCUCAGGCCGCGUUAUAAGCACUAAUAUCAACUGUUUCAGUAUGAACUUGCGUGAAUUACUAAAAAAAUACGGAAACAACGUCGGCCUCCACAUGAAAGCCGUCAGAUCUUACGCACAGCAACUAUUAAUGGCUCUGAAAUUGCUGAAAAAGUGCUCGAUAUUACAUGCAGACAUAAAACCGGACAAUAUCCUGGUGGCUGAGAACAAGUUGACCCUUAAAUUGUGCGAUUUUGGAUCAGCCAGUCAUGUUGGAGAUACCGAACCGGCCCCGUAUCUGGUCUCCAGGUUCUACAGAGCACCCGAAAUUAGUAAGUUCAUAAAUUUUGAAGGGUUUAGACAUAGAAAAGCGAAAAAGAUGAAAAAAAUAUAGAUUUUUCGUAUUACUCUUGAUAAAACUCGAUCCAUUUUAGUGCUUGGCCUCCAUUACGACUACGGAAUCGAUCUCUGGUCAGUGGCGGUCACCCUCUUCGAAGUUUAUACCGGCCGAAUCAUGUUCCCAGGCAAAUCAAAUAACCAAAUGUUGAAGUUUAUGAUGGAUAUGAAGGGAAAAUUGCCGAACAAGGUGAUCAGAAAGGCUAUUUUCAAGGAUCAGCACUUUGAUUUCAACUGUAAUUUCAUCUACAAUGAGGUGGAUAAGGUCACGCAAAGGGUAAGGAGGGGUUUUGAUUGGAUGCAGAGGGGAAUUUGAAGGUGGUGGGAAAUUGAGGAAGGUAUUUGGUAGGGCGAGAGAGUAAUUGUGGGGGAUUUGUUAGAAAUUUAUAUUACUUUAGGUAAACUGAUUUUUUUUUAUUUUUGAUAAUUUUUAUUUCGCAUUAUCUAUUUAUCCAAAAUUUAUUCAUGCCGUUCCAGGAGAAAAUAACGAUGAUGCCGGUGAUCAAACCCACCCGCGACCUCCUGACCGACCUCAUCGGCGACCAAGAACUGGACCGAGAUGGAUACAAAAGAGUCGAACAGUUCCGCGACUUCCUGGAUGGGAUGCUCAACCUCGAAACCUCGAAGAGAACCACCUGUGGCGAGGCACUGAAACAUCCAUUCAUCACGGAUCCUCUAUAA
This is a messenger RNA of Bursaphelenchus xylophilus (pine wood nematode), 2205 nucleotides long. NCBI's taxonomy places the organism in Eukaryota, Metazoa, Nematoda, Chromadorea, Rhabditida, Aphelenchoididae. The record is from the annotation of a GenBank genome assembly.